AAAGCCAGUUUCAAUGAGGUGUCACGGUGUUAUGAAAUCAGAAGUGUUUUCGGGGGACGCUUCGGUACGAACAGGCCUUUCAUAAAACUACGACUCCCAUGAUUCUCAGCGGCUGAUGAUGGGAGUACGGCUUCGUGGCUUCCACUAACCCCAACAGCGUGGUGUACGUGGAUACAGAUCUCCUCUGUGAUGUUUUCAAAGCUGACAGGAGUUUGGAUCAGAAGAUGAAGUUUCUCAGAGAAAAUAAUUUCAUUAAUAACCUCACAGUGUCCAGUGAGGGGCCGAGCUGGAGGCUGCUGACGGCUCUCAGACUGAUGGCUCUGCCUCAGACUCUGUAUCCCCAGUGGAAGGCGGUGUUGCUCGGCCAGCAGGUGUGUGAGGAGAGAGAGGAGAGGAGCGUCAGGACCGUGAAGACUCUCUGUGAGAGGAUACUGCGGGACACACACACCGCUCUGGAGAAGAUCUCCCUCCUCCUGCAGUGUGUGUGUCCGUCUCUCACGGAGCAGCUUCAUGUGGUCGAGGCUCUGCGACAGGAGGAGAGGUGCAUCCUGGGAAAUUGUCUUAAGGCAAUGGAAUUAUCAGCGGAAAACAACAACCACCAGACGAACUGUUGUCACGGCAACCAGAUAAUGCUGAUGAGGAAGACACUGUGAGCUGAUAGGUGCUUAUUUCUGCCAGUCACUACUAGAAGCUCUGUGAUUGGCUGAAGUGGAGAUGCUGUUUUAUUUCAGUAGUUUGUGCUGUUCACCACAAUCUACUGAGUUAGAGAGCAGCCAAGUGAAGUUAAAUUAUUUGUUUUAAAAAGGAUCAAGGGACUGUCUGCGGCCAUAUCAAUCCACAGAAAGAAGUCCGGUCAACUGUGGACAACUAACAUGAGUUUCCUCCAUCAGAAGCAUGGAAUAUACUUUUUUAAUAUUCAUUUUUAUAUCUGUGGAAAGCAAGAAACUAUGGAUUCAUGAUGGCUAAACUGUGGCUUAGUAAAGAAGAGAAGGAAAGAGGUUAAAAGACAGAUAGCUG
This is a messenger RNA of Notothenia coriiceps (black rockcod), 1017 nucleotides long. It is a transcript of the gene setd4, whose product is annotated as SET domain containing 4. The record is from RefSeq and is a predicted model, not a curated record. Lineage: Eukaryota; Metazoa; Chordata; Actinopteri; Perciformes; Nototheniidae. The coding region runs from base 225 to 653 and encodes 142 amino acids. The transcript is spliced from 5 exons.